CGCUCGUUGAAGCAGGUGCGAGCUUGUCGCCUGGUAACUGUAAACAGUAAUGGCUGCCAAGUGAGUGCUACCGACACAAACCUAUCAUGUUGUUGGAGUAACCCCUCCAGUGUUUAUGGGCAGCUUUUGGUAACCAAUUGCCUACGAAUAAUCUGUAUACAUUAUUAAUGUGACCAUUCACUACAGAGGGAUACAUCAGAUUCUGUGACUACAGCAUGUAAACCUUUUAUAGCAAUUCUGCACGUAAGAGAUAUAACUGGUUGUCCUUUAUACAGGCAUUAACUGACACCAUGCCUGUGGCACAGACCAGACUAGAGACCUUACAGGUCUGUAAGUUACUACAAUGUGUUCGCAUGAAAGAAAAAAACCAGAUAGAGAAGAUGACAGUGAAUGGCAUUCCUCAUCUCAUCAAUUAUAAUGACGCCUCAGAGGGUCUGACAGCACUGGGCGUAGCUGCUGCUGCCAAUGAUGAUGAAAUGAUUGAGUUUCUCCUGGAACUUGGUGCGCAUCCUGACGUCCCAGACUUCAAAGGGCGAACAGCAGCUAUGAGAGCAGCUGAGUUUGGUCAUGUUCAGUGCCUUGAGAAGCUCACUAAAGCUGGGGCAGAUAUGAAAUCUAUUGAUUUAGAAGGAAAAGGUAUAUUAUUUUAUUGUAUAUCUCCAACGGAACGCCAUGCCAAGUGUUUGGAGUUAGCUGUAGUUAACGGUGCUGAAUCAAACAAUAUGUCUCGGGAUGGGAUCCCAGUUUUCAUGUUUGCCUGUGAGACAGCAGCAGAGAAUGAAGAUGCAUGCUUGCUGCUACUUGAAAAGGGAUCUGAUCCAAAUGGCAAACAAGAGAAAACUGGGAAGACCUGUCUGAUGGCUGCAUCCCUGAGUGGCAGUGUGAAGGUGGUCCGAGCAAUCCUGGAGGCAGGGGGUGAUGUGAAUGUCCUGGACAUACAGCAUACACAUGCUGCCCACUAUGCUGCCCUGACUGGAGGGUUUGAGGUGCUGGCCUGUAUGUCAGCCUAUGGAGCAGUGUUUGAUCAGUGUAACAACAAAGGCAACACCCCUAUACACAACGCCGCUCUUAAUGGCCAUGCAAUGUGCUGUAAAUUCCUCUGGCAAAGAGGUUGUAACCCAAAACCAAAGAACAAUGAUGGUGAAACUGCAAAAUCUUUAGCCAAAGAAAAAGAUCAAAAAGAGGCAGGGAAGGAGUUACGGAAAGCAGAGAAAGCCUUUGGAAAAGUCGGCAAGAACAAUGAACCAUGGGCAAUAGUCUUAUAUGACUGGGUAAUGGAACAAUCACAGAAAAUUUUAAAUGCUUAUAAAAGAUUUGAUCCAGAUGAAAAAGGAACAGUCCAGAAGGACGAGUUUUCUGACACUCUUGUUGGAAUGUCAGCACCAGCAGAAGAGGCAGACAUCGCUAAAGUGAUGACUCUUCACGACAAAGCAAGAGAUGGAAAUAUUGACUAUAAUGACUUUCUUACCGGAAAAAAAUGGAUGAAUAAAAAUUAUCUCAUGAGUGCAUUUGAAGGCAAAAAGAAAAAGAAGAAGAAGGGAGGUAAGGGGAAAGGGAAAAAAGGUAAGUUCAAGUUGGCCAUGCCCAUCUGUACCUCUGAGGAAGGACCUCGGACAUAUGGUGGUGCUCCCCCAGAAAUGUUCAUAGAAAGACAUAUACAUUUUACAGACACUGGUCGCUUUGACCGUGACAGACCUCCAAAACAUCCUCUGCAAGAUGAUUCUGCAUGGUAUCUUCAGCAUCCUGAGAAAAUGUACAUCAAUAUCAACGACGCGACAAAGAAUGGUGACUUUGAUUCUCUGAAAGGUGCCUUCCAAAAAGGCACCCCGGUAGACACAAGAGACAAGUACUACAAAACUCCACUCAUGGUGGCUUGUUCAAUUGGAAAUAUCGACAUGGUCAAAUUCCUUCUGGAAAAUGGGGCUUACAUCAACGCCAGAGACAACUUUAAGUGGACACCCCUCCAUCACGCCUGUCAUUCGGGCCAGCUGGAUGUUGUGUCAUUUCUAUUGGACAAUGGAGCAGAGUUGGAGGCUCACACCAUGAAUGGUGGCACCCCUCUGACUCGCGCAAUAGAGAGCUCCAGAGAGGGCUUGGUCACCUACCUCGUAGAUCGGGGAGCCAAGCUCCAAACUGAAAACAAGAAAGGUCAUAGUCCGUUGGACUUAGCAAAUUCCUGGGCUGACCCACGAGUCCUGAACUUCAUGCAGGCUAGGUGUGAUGGUCUGCCUGCUGGAGACAAAAAAGGCAAGGGGAAAGGCAAGGGCAAGGGAGGGCAGAAAUCUGCUCGCCCGACUUCUGUGCCGCCCCCUGCAGACAAGGAGAACACAGGACCAAGUCUUUUAUUGGAAAACACAAUGGAGAAGAUUCCAUUCAGUGCUUCGGGUGAGGAUCUUCCAUCGCGUCAGAGGAAGGGGUCAAUUUUGCGGGCGGCGUCUGCCCUAGCUAGUGGGGUGGAUGAGGAGGAGGACAUAACGUACAUUCCACUUAAGGCAUGGACAAAACAGCCGACCUCUCAAGAACUUAUCCAGGAGAAGCGGGUGCGCAGGGACAGAUAUGGUUGGGAGGUGGACUUUCCCGACUUUGAAAUGCCCUUCAUGAAAAAUGUAACCAAGAAAAAUGUUGCGAUGGGAGAUGAUGAUGAUUAAGAAUCAAAAUUAUAUAUCUCAUUUAUAUAAAAAUAUAAUAACUUAUAAAACAUGUGUGUGGUUUCUGUUUUGACACAAAAUCCUCUUUUGCAAUAGAAACACCAUCCAAACAGACUCAGUUGGAGACAUAGGUUAUGUUUGUUGAAAUUUGUAUAAAGUUUAUUCACAUGUUAUGCUAUUUCAUUUGUUUAUUAAUAUACCAGAAAUGUAUAUAUUUACAUACUGAGAACUUAGCUGCUGAUUUGUUGUACGGAUAUAUUGUGAUGUACUAAAAUACUGUCAUACUGUAUAUAUGCUGAAGUAUAGCUGCUAUUAUACUGACAAACUGUAAACUUACUGAAGUACAGCUGCUUGUAUACUGACAAACUGUAAACUUACUGAAGUACAGCUGCUAGUAUACUGACAAACUGUAAACUUACUGAAGUACAGCUGCUAGUAUACUGAAAAACUGUGAACUUGCUGAAGUACAGCUGCUACUAUACUGACAAACUGUAAACUUACUGAAGUACAGCUGCUAGUAUACUGACAAACUGUAAACUUACUGAAGUACAGCUGCUAGUAUACUGACAAACUGUAAACUUACUGAAGUACAGUUGCUAGUAUACUGACAAACUUUUAACUUACUGAAGUACAGCUGCUUGUAUACUGUCAAACUUUUAACUUACUGAAGUACAGCUACUUGUAUCCUGUCAAACUUUUAACUUACUGAGGUACAGCUGCUUGUAUACUGUCGAACUUUUAACUUACUGAGGUACAACUGCUUGUAUACUGUCAAACUUUUAACUUACUGAAGCACAGCUACUUGUAUACUGUCAAACUUUUAACUUGCUGAAGUACAGCUACUUGUAUACUGUCAAACUUUUAACUUACUGAAGCACAGCCUCUUGUACACUGUCAAACUUUUAACUUACUGAAGUACAGCUACUUGUAUACUGUCAAAUUUUUAAUCUACUGAAGUACAGUUGCUAGUAUACUGACAAACUUUAUAUAUGCUGAAGUACCCAGUGCAAAGCUGCUAGUAUACUGAUAAACUGUAACAUGAACAUGCUGUAGUACAGCAUGCUAGUGUUUAGCUUAAAGGCUGUAAAUAUUGUACAUAGUCUGAAUAUAUGUUAAACCAAUUAUGCAUUGUUUUGUUAAGGUUAGGUGCUGUUACUCAGACUGAGCACCUAAUGCCUUUUCUUACGUAUCUGUGAUAUACUAAAGUUGCACAUUUUUUUCAGAUAAAUGUUUUUUUAAACUGCUGAUAUAAAUAUUACAUCACCAGAAACUAUUUUUGCCUUAAUCAUGCAAAAUGUUUUGACUUACAAUGUAUGGGUGUGUGAGACAUGUAAAAUAAAUGUUUGAAUGAGCUAUGAACCUUGCCUCAAAUCAUAUUGAGACAUUUCAGGAGCUUCAAAAGCUGUUUUCAGCUUUAAAUUUCUCAACCUAAAAUCUUAUAUUUUCUAAAAAAAUAAAAUUCUUUUUCCUCUUUAUAUUUGUAGAAAUUAAGGAAAACAAAACGUAUAUUUUACACUUGACUUUAUAAAAAGUCCUGAUUUUAAUUCGAUUCAUAAAUCAUAUGGACAACAUAUAUUUUUUUCUUUUAAUAAUUAAAUGUAUGGUACAAUGUGGAAUUAAUUUGAAUUUGAAUAAAAAGAUAGCAUAACAAAAUGUAUUAAACACAAAGCUUCUGUAUGUAAGUCCAACACCUGUUUGUAAGAUAAGGACCAAUCAUCAGUAAAUACAGACAAAUCUCAACAGUAAAUCAUUUUCAAAAAACCAACACCAACAUUUUAGUGUCUGUCGAUGAGAUGUUGACCUCCAAAGGUGAUACAUACUUAAAGUGCCUGUCACUUUUACCUGUUCAGUUCUUUAUUGUUUUAAUAUUACUGAUACCAAAAACUACAUGUACCUGGUAAUUAUUUUAGACUAAGCUAGGAGCACUGUCCAGAUAUUAUGGGAUAUUGCUGGGAGCACGACCUUCAACUUUUACGGCUUAUGUUUAUACUCUAUACAUUUACCUGUGAACUGCUGGGUAAACAAAAUAUCUAGUGAAAAGGUGGGUGCGUUCAAAUAAAACAUUGAUAUAAAUUUUAUAUAUAUACAUAUAGAUACAUAAGUAAUUGCUGUUGAAGGAUUUUUGUUGAACAAAAUGCCCUAAGUCUGAUGUGUUGUUUUCAGAUUAAAGAUCUUAAUCUAUUAUUUUUGUUAAUGAUACUAAAAAUCUAUCUGUGUAUUUUAUGUCAUCACAAUGGGUAAAAAGCCUAUCACGAUUGGUUGUAGUGCUUGCUCAUUGUGGAGAGAAAUGGUGACAUUUUUUAUAAAAGUUUUCUUUUCAUUGUGUGUCCGAAUAUCCUGUUACUGAAUGUAUAAGCUGGAAUGUCUGUGAUCAUCUUUGUACUGUUAAUUGAUGUAUUUAAACAUUUGUUUCUUAAAUACUUUAGUUCUUAUUGUUGACCUUAACAGCUGAUGCCAAUAAAUGACCUUUAUACAC
Mizuhopecten yessoensis (Yesso scallop) is the source of this 5124-nucleotide messenger RNA. Its product is annotated as ankyrin repeat and EF-hand domain-containing protein 1-like. The record is from RefSeq and is a predicted model, not a curated record. Gene Ontology annotation, molecular function: protein binding; calcium ion binding. Bases 291 to 2648 code for a protein of 785 amino acids. NCBI's taxonomy places the organism in Eukaryota, Metazoa, Mollusca, Bivalvia, Pectinida, Pectinidae. The transcript has 9 exons.